UCUCCCCUCAUUUGACAAUUGACCGGUAAAGCUACAGGAACGUGUCACCAAACCAGGACUAUUUAUGUUACAUUUGCAUUAAAACUAUAAAGUAUAACACUUUAACAAACCUGGGAAAUGUCCAAAGUGUUUUCAAAAGCUUCUAUGAGAGAAGUUUCAUCUUUGGCGGCCGCCGUGACGGACUCCUCCUGCGAAAACCUUACAUCCGGGUUCAGACUCGUUUCUGUGAACACAUGAAAGCAGCUUUUAUCGCACCGUCUCGUGGCGACUGAAUGUGUGUCAAACAGAAGAGGAGAUUAUUUUUGCACUGUCACUGACAGACAGACAGACAGACAGACAGACAGGACUAUACCCUGAUAAAAUCACAGAGGACUGUCCAUUGGGUCUGCAGGAGUGUACCUGAAUCCAGCCGAAUGAACAGAGCGACUGCAAAGCAUCUAAUCGAGCGCUACUUUCGGCAGUUAACCGACGGCUGUGGAAAUGGCGACUGCACGAAUGAGAUUUGCGCAUCAUGUUGUGACUUUCAGUCGUUGGAUAACAAUUCAGCAGCCGCCAAAGCGCUUGAGUUGUUUAAGAUUAAUGCCAAACUCUGUAAUCCUAACCCCUCCAAGAAAGACCCAGACUCUGACCUGGACAAUAAGAUGAGCGAGACGGACCUGUGUUCCGCCAAAGAAGACUUCUCAGAUCUAAAUUACCUCACAGAGAACACCGUGUGUAUGAUCCUGAGUUUCUGCGAGGAGGAAGGGGACUACUCUGCUCUGAUACGCAUCAUCGGCAGGAUUUUCUCCAACACAGACUCCUUGAUAAAGAGUUUCAGGAAGGAUGAACCCAACACUUGUGAAAACCUUGACUCUGUUGAGCCGACAGACGAGGAAAAGCCGAGUGAGCAGGAAACCCCGGAGGAGAUGGGAGCUUCCUCUGCAGCCGCUUUUCCAGACGAGGGUCUUAAUGAAUCGUUCGACCCCUGUGAGGUUUCUGUGGACAUCGGCGCCGUGCGGAGGGUCUACGACAGACUUCUAAGCCUCGACCGGGUAGAUGCAGCUCUCGUAAACGCACUCAUUUACCUCACUCCAAACCUGGAGCUUGACCUGGAGUACCUUGACGUGUACGAGACAAACCCAGAUUACUUGAAUAUCUUCGUCAUCGUGCUGGAGAACAGUAACCUCCACAGCCCCGAGUACCUGGAAGUGGCGUUGCCACAGUUCUGCAAAGCAAUGAGCAAACUGCCGGUGGCCGCGCUCGCCAGGCUGUCAAAGCUCUGGUCCGUGUACGGCCUCCCGCACAUCCGGCGCAUGAUGGAGACCUUCCAGCAGCUCAUCACUUUCACCGUCGUCAGCAACGAGUAUGACGGCGGAAAUCUGGUAAAUGACGACGAGACGGUGGUGGCUGCGACGCAGUGUUUAAAAGUUGCCUUCUACGCGAGUAUCCUGGCUGGGGAAGUGGACGUGGAGCACAACGAGGAGGACGUGGAAGACCCCGAGUCCGAUGAGCUCACGCUGCACGAGCUGCUGGGUGAGGAGCGGCUCUAUAAGAAAGGCCCGCGGGUCGAUCCUCUGCAGAAUGAGCUCGGGGUCAGAACUUUGGACAGCCUUAAACCCCUCAUCCCCCACGAGGACUUCGUCAACGAGUCACUGAACGAAGUGGUGGAGAUGGACAAAGAUUUCACCUUCUUCAAGGUCAACGCCGAAACCAAGUUUUCUUUCCAGAGCUGCCCCUUCAUCCUCAAUGUCAUCACCAAGAACCAAGGACUGUACUACGACAACAGGAUCCGCAUGUACAGCGAGCGGCGCCUCACGGCUCUCUACAGCAUGGUGCAGGGCCAGCAGCCCAACCCCUACCUGAAGCUCAAAGUACGCAGAGACCACAUCAUCGACGACGCCCUCGUCAGACUGGAGAUGAUCUCCAUGGAGAACCCGUCCGACCUGAAGAAGCAGCUGUUUGUGGAGUUUGAGGGGGAACAAGGUGUUGACGAGGGCGGCGUCUCAAAGGAGUUCUUCCAGUUGGUAUUGGAGGAAAUUUUCAAUCCCGACAUAGGGAUGUUCAGCUACGACGACGACACAAAACUGUUUUGGUUUAAUUCCUCCUCGCUGGAGAACGAGGCGCAGUACACCCUCGUUGGACUCGUCCUGGGACUCGCCAUUUACAACAACUGCAUCCUGGACGUGCACUUCCCUAUGGUUGUCUACAGGAAGCUCAUGGGCAAGAAGGGGAUCUACCUGGACCUGUCCGACUCUCAUCCAGCUCUCUACCAGAGUCUGAAGGAGUUGCUUGAGUACAGCGGCGAUGUGGAGAAAGACAUGAUGCUCACCUACCAGAUAUCUCACACGGACCUGUUUGGAAACCCCAUUUUAUACGACUUGAAGGAGGAGGGAGAGCAGAUCCCCGUCACCAAGGAGAACAGACAGGAGUUUGUGGACACGUAUGCUGAUUACAUCCUGAACAAGAGCGUGGAGAGACAAUUCAAAGCCUUUAAAAAAGGUUUCCUAAUAGUCACAAACGAGUCUCCGCUAAAAUAUCUGUUUCGACCCGAAGAAGUGGAGCUGCUGAUCUGUGGAAGCCGGAAACUUGACUUUGAAGCACUUGAAAAGACGACAGAGUACGAUGGAGGUUAUAGCAAAGACAGUCAGAUCAUCAAAGACUUCUGGGAGACGAUCCACUUGUUUGGCGAGGAGCAGAAGAGGCUGUUCCUUCAGUUCACCACCGGCACUGACAGAGCGCCGGUCGGCGGGCUCGGGAAACUAAAAAUGAUCAUCGCCAAGAAUGGCUCAGACACAGACAGGCUGCCGACCUCUCACACCUGCUUUAACGCGCUGCUGCUCCCAGAAUAUUCUUCCAAGGAAAAGCUGAAAGAAAGACUCCUCAAGGCCAUCACAUACGCCAAAGGAUUUGGGAUGCUGUGACGGAUCCACAAAGAGUUUUCAGACUGCGUUUUAACACACACACAACAAACAAAGGGAGUAUCACAAAAAAAGAGGGAAAUGACACGAAAUGCUGCAAUAACCCCGUGCCUAACCAGUCGUCUCCACUGAGGGCCUUUUCACUCUGAGGCCUAACUUCCUUCAAGAGUUAGUUCAUAUACAGAACUUAGGUUUCCCAAAGAGUUCCAAAUAGCACUUGAAUAAAGUAUUAUUUCUUCUGUUUCUGGGCAAACGUGAACAAUAUUUGAUUUGUGAAACUGUGAAAGUGCACUUAUACACAGGAUUUUUAGUGAAUACCAGUAUAUUUAUUGACUUAUUUUGACUUUCCUCGUGUUUUUCAGUGCUUCCUGGUGUAGCAGGAUUCAGUCCUCAGGCUCUCGUCGGACUGAGCUUUACGGGACUCUUUUGUAACGAUUGUCUUUAGCGAGAUUUCCAUCCAAACGUGUCGCAUUUUACCCCAAUUUCAGAGAAAAUCAACAAAAGAAAAUGCGACUGAAUGCUUGUUUCCAUCCACCACCAGUACUUGAUUCUUCAUGGAUAUAGAAACCCUGAGUCAGCAUUUUAGCACUUCCUGUUCCCUCGUCUUGAAGUCAAUCCUUUUUUUUUAUGUGUGUUUUUGGUUCGAUAUCUGAAAUAAAGUCUGCGGUUAACUCGAGCUAAACAUUUUGACGGUUUGUUAAGACUUAAAACACGACAAUUCCCCACUCGUUGCUCAAAGACUAAACGUCACCACGCUAACGUUAGCCGCCUUUAGCUUAGCGGUGGUGACAUGAGGUCAUCACGCUAACGUUAGCCACCUUUAGCUUAGCGGUGGUGACAUGAGGUCAUCACGCUAACGUUAGCCACCUUUAGC
Cottoperca gobio is the source of this 3771-nucleotide messenger RNA. Its product is annotated as ubiquitin-protein ligase E3A-like. The transcript is spliced from 12 exons. The record is from RefSeq and is a predicted model, not a curated record. Lineage: Eukaryota; Metazoa; Chordata; Actinopteri; Perciformes; Bovichtidae. Gene Ontology annotation, molecular function: ubiquitin protein ligase activity. The coding region runs from base 414 to 2900 and encodes 828 amino acids. Gene Ontology annotation, biological process: protein polyubiquitination.